AUGGCCGCCACUAUUUCGCACGACCUUGCCUGGGAGGUGACCAAGGGCCACAGCGCCACCCUCGUCAAGAGGGCCAACGGCGUCCAGUUCUCCCGCGACCCGCUGAACCUGAGGAACGUCUACAGCCGCAAGAACGAGGGCCAGAUCGCCAACAAGGCCAUCGGUGUCGUCUCGUCCGAGAACGGCGGUGUCACCCUCCUCGUCAAGAAGGCCGACAGGCACCACCAGCCCGCGACCUCGACCCAAUCCACCACCUUCGGCGCCUCCAAGGGCUCGCGCAAGAUCUACUCCGCCAUCGUCAACAGCACCACCAAGCGCGGCUACCGCCCCGAUCUCCGCAAGGAUGCCGUUGCCCGCGCCUCCGCCAUCCGCAAGGCCGGCAAGCCCGUCAAGGCCUCCCCCGCCGCCAAGCUGAGGGGCGCAAAGGCACAGAAGGCCACCGAGGCCAGCGCAUAA
Ascochyta rabiei is the source of this 456-nucleotide messenger RNA. RefSeq lists its product as uncharacterized. Lineage: Eukaryota; Fungi; Ascomycota; Dothideomycetes; Pleosporales; Didymellaceae. The coding region runs from base 1 to 456 and encodes 151 amino acids. Gene Ontology annotation, cellular component: cytosolic large ribosomal subunit; ribosome. The record is from RefSeq and is a predicted model, not a curated record. The transcript is spliced from 3 exons. Gene Ontology annotation, molecular function: structural constituent of ribosome. Gene Ontology annotation, biological process: translation.